Drosophila persimilis is the source of this 1858-nucleotide messenger RNA. RefSeq lists its product as uncharacterized. The coding region runs from base 47 to 1858 and encodes 603 amino acids. The record is from RefSeq and is a predicted model, not a curated record. The transcript is spliced from 3 exons. NCBI's taxonomy places the organism in Eukaryota, Metazoa, Arthropoda, Insecta, Diptera, Drosophilidae.
UGUGGCCAUAUGUUGAAUAUAAAUUUAAAGUAAAUUAUUACUGGGAAUGCAGACGGGGGCGCCGUUGGUGGUGCAGUCGGACGAUGGCCAAGGACAGCAAACCAUCGUGAUACGCCUGAUGCAGCCGACACCGGGCGCCAACGGACAGACACAGUGCAUGCCCAUAUCCGUGCAUGCUAUUCCUCUGUACAUCAUGCCACAGCCGCAGCAGCAGCAGCAGCAGCAGUGGCAGCCGCAGCAGCAACAGCAACAGUCGCUGGUGGAUCAAAAAUCGCCUUCCAGUCAUCGGAACCAACGAUAUUCAACGAGAGUGCAGUCAGAGGGACAAUAUCAGAGGGAGGCCAGGACGCUGGAAGAUUUUUCAGUCCCCCCAGGCAAAGUGGGUGGCCGGUCCAACGGCAACCAGAGGCGUAGACAAGUGUGCUAUAAAGUGGAGUACAUGCUAUGUCCAGAAGAUGCCUUAUAUUGCCAGCCAACGGAGCCCAAUGCUGGCAAUCAGUUCGGUGAUGUACGCGGCGAAGCUCCCUGUUGCAAUCAGUACUGUAUGGACUAUCAGGACUCCCAGGCGGAAAAGGAGUUCACAUACGCCAUGGAAAACAUACCAAGGAAAUGUGGAAAAUGUCGAUGCGGCCCUUCGACUACACAGGUGGGGACAAUCCCAGGCAAGAGCGAAGAUAUCCAAUGGCAUCAAAAUAUUGCUCAGACAAGCCGUGAAGAAAAUAUCGAAAAUUAUGAUCAAAUGGAGCAGAAGACCGAAGAUGGCUACCGAAGGGAUCAGAAGACCGAAGAUGGCUACCGAAGGGAUCAGAAGACCGAAGAAGGCUACCGAAGGGAUCAGAGUACUAAUACAAAUGCUCAGGAGUGCCCUGACUCCCCGAAUCUGGAGUACAUCAAGACGCUCUGUGAGACGCUGGGUCGAGCCAUGGUUGCCUGUGCCACAGCGGCAGCGGAGGCUGCGGAGGUCAGGGGCAAGGUGUCUGCCAAUCUGGGUCUGUCCGCCAGCAACUGGGCAACCGCGCCCAGUUUGCUAAUGCAACAGACACCGACUACAAUGGAAGAACCGGCAUGCUGUUUAGACAGCCAGAUGAGUAUUACGGUGGAAAACAUCAACCCGGAGAUAACCAACAUGCGAGGAAAAGCUGAAAAGCUCAAACAGAUGGCAGGGAACAGCUCAGUAGAAUCCAUAGGAGCCUUACGAGCCAUAGGAUCCCAGAGUUCAAUGGACAGCCCCGAGAAGAGAUCGUCGUACACCUUAAGAUCGAUACAGCAGACGCUUGACGUGUCACAUUCGAAAUUCCGGGACAUGUCUCAUAGCUCGAAAGGGGCUACAGUCAGCAAAGACUCCAAACAGUCGUCAGGAUCUUCGGAUAACAGUGCUAGGAAGACGAAGAGCACACCCCGUGUCUCUACCCAGACUCCAAGAUCUUCAGUCAGCGCUAGCGAACGAAAGAGUUGUGGCUCAGCCUGUGCUUCGGAAGGGAAGAGCUCUGCCCGUGGCUCAGCCACUACGUCGGAACGGAGGAGUGAACGACCUGCAUCAAGUGCAACGGAAGGGAAGAGCUCUGCCCGUGGCUCAGACAGUGCUACGGAAAAGAAGAAGAGUUCUCCAAGGGGCUCGAAUCAGAGUGCUCUAUCUAUUGCUAAGCAAAGGAAGAAGAGCUCUCCCAGUGGCUCGAAUCAGGCUAUCCUAUCUUCAGGAAAAGAACAGUUCUCCUCGUGGCUCAGACAGUGCCGUAGCAGUUCGGAGUACAAGAUCCUCAGUCAGUGCUACCGAACGAAAGAGUUGUGGCUCAGCCUGUGCUUCGGAAGGGAAGAGCUCUGCCCGUGGCUCAGCCACUACGUCGGAACAGAAGAGUGA